Electrophorus electricus (electric eel) is the source of this 2562-nucleotide messenger RNA. It is a transcript of the gene gdf9, whose product is annotated as growth differentiation factor 9. Gene Ontology annotation, cellular component: extracellular region. Gene Ontology annotation, molecular function: growth factor activity; cytokine activity. NCBI's taxonomy places the organism in Eukaryota, Metazoa, Chordata, Actinopteri, Gymnotiformes, Gymnotidae. The record is from RefSeq and is a predicted model, not a curated record.
AGUUUGAUGGAUUUACUGACGAUGGCUCAGUCGAGCUGCCCACUAUGUUACCUGAACGGGAUCCUAAUACUCCUCGUGAUCGGUGUAAUAACACUCAGGUCAGGCCAAACUUUUGAAAGCGAAUCUGUGGAACCGCUCAGCUUGGCUCAUCGCGGUAACAUUUUGACCGCUUUGCUGAAAGCAUUGUCGAAACAAGAGCCAUGGGGAGUGUACACUCCACGGACCAGACCUGACUCUAGAUAUGUACGUUUUAUGAAAAGACUGUACAAGGUAUCCUCCAAACAUGAGCGAAGCCACGAAGCGUCACAUCUGUACAACACCGUUCGUCUGAUUACGCCACGACAGGAGUGUCUCGAGCAAAGCGGAGACGUUUUCAUGCAGGACAUUUCCUACAGUCUACACCGUGUGCGAUCUCAGGAGCAACUGCUCAAAUCCGUCCUGCUGUACUCCGUCAACCACAGCCACGCCCCCUCGCUGGCCUCCAUCUGCUACCUGCACGUGACGGAGCAGACCCUGCCGGCUCACAGUGUGUGCGUCUGCUUGCCCCGCCCUCUCAGCCCAGCCCGGCCUGUAAGCUUCCACGUGCACUCGAAGAGCGCCGGCCGACGGCGCUGGAUGGAGGUGGACGUGACGUCCUUCCUCCACCCCGUCAUCCAGAGCCAUAAAAAGGACAUCCAUCUGCUCAUCAACCUGACCUGCCUGGAGGCCAGCCACCCUGUAGGGAGCAGCCAUGCUCCCAGGGGCCCCGUUAAGCUCCACAUGGCCCCAUCUCUUCUUCUCUACCUGAACGACACCAGCGAGGUGGCAUACCAGAGGGGGUCCACACCGGACAGGGCAGCAAGCAUCAGGGUGAACCGCUGGAAUGAGAUGUCCAUGCAGCAUGGCUGGCGGUAUGGACCGGCGCAGCAGGCGUGGAGGGACCGGCGGAGCCCUCCAAACAGCACCCAGGCACCUGAGCGGAACGUGGAUGGCGGCCUGUACGAUCUGUCCCCCACAGACGACUGUGACCUGCAUGACUUCCGGGUAAGCUUCAGCCAGCUGAAACUGGACCACUGGAUCAUAGCGCCCCACAAGUACAACCCCAGGUAUUGCAAGGGCACUUGUCCGAGGGUGGUGGGUUACAUCUAUGGGUCGCCGGUGCACACGAUGGUGCAGAACAUCAUUUAUGAGAAACUUGAUUCCUCUGUGCCCAGACCCUCGUGCGUUCCUUCUGAGUAUGACCCUUUAAGUGUUUUGACCAUUGAAAAUGAUGGCUCUAUUGCCUAUAAGGAGUAUGAGGAGAUGAUCGCUACCAAGUGUACCUGCCGCUAACUUCGUCCUCCAUGUGCCACUUUGUAAAUGCGGAAGUUUUCGACACUUACCUGCUUACUGUCAUGAUCUGGGCCGAUUCCUGCCCAACGUCGUGUGUCAAACAUUUUCUUCACUGUAGCCAUUUCAUCCAAACAGUAUUAAGAACAUUUGAGUGUAUUCUUUAUAUUUUGUCAUUUUGUGUAAUGGUAUUUUCUCAUUUCUGUCCAGAAGUAAUAUUUGUUUGCGUAGUAGUAAUAUAUCAACGCAUUGGAUAAAAAGAAUUUUUGUUUGAGUUAUUACUAUCAUUUAAGUUUAGUUAAUUUAUUUUGUGGUGGUUGUGACUCAGUUCUUUCUCUUCUUUAAUGCAAAUGGGAAAAGUUUUAAAAGAAUCUAGUUCUGGACAGGUUGUGAAAAGUGUGGUCCUCUUUUCUAAAUGAAACACUUUUACACUCGUUUUUAUACCUGCGGAUUGCAAACGGUUGUCACAUGGGCAACCCGGCUCUUCAUGAUGUCCAGAAAGUAAGUUGCCCUAAUUUAUGGACAACUUGAUGAGCAUGUGAAAAGCUCUAGAGCCUUUAAUCACUGUGUGCCGACUGGUUUAUAGCAGAAUAUCUUGUCUAUUUAUGUCCUUUCUGUGUGCCAUGUCUCUAGCUGUGUACCAUGAUCUUGCUGACUUUGAUUUCACAUAAGAAGAUUCAAUAGGUUCAUAAAAAAAAUGUUAAAUAAUAAAAAAAAAUGGAAGCACCCUUGAUUUUUCAUUACUGUUGGGUUUUUGUCAGGCUUGUGUUUUGUAUCACAGUCUGAGUCCAGCGCAGUUCUGUAAGCUUUCAUAUCCAUGGUCAGUUCCCGAUCCUCAAAGAAACAGAAUUCCGCUUCUUCUAGUUAAAAACACUGCCUUUAAGUGGACUCUCUCAUUCUACCUUUGCCAAUGUUCACUAAUCCAUUUCCAUUCCUCCAUGUUUCUGCCACUUAAUAUCUCAUAAUAAAGUUUGUUAGAAAUAUGAGAUGCCCAUAAGUUCCAACUACAAAAUAUAAUGAUCCAAAAAUUAGUUAAUGAGAGAAAAUUAUUCCCUUUGUUCUCUGGUGGACCCACAGGGGUCCAAAUAAGCCAAGCUGGACAGAAGUGAUCAUUUCAACAGGGUGAGAACAUGCCAUGCAUGCAAGGAACCACCAGGUGGCAGAAGGAAGUUAAGGACUACAUGCUCUCAACUUUUCUUCAGUUGUAGGUACCAAAUGUGGUCACUGACCUGCACAAGUUGAACUUCAGUCCAC